AAAACUGAUCUGCAGCGAUAUUGCAUGGAUCGAUCUUCUUAAUCUUCUCAGUGCUUUUAGUCUUCUCAGUAUAUUUGUGUUAUUUUUGUUGUAUAUGCAGAUAUAUUAUUUACGUUAUUUCUUUGCGGACUUUCAGCCAGCCAGAGAUACGCUCGACAGCGCCGUUACAUAUCUCUAUUCAUUAAUUCAACGUUUUCUAUACCGUAAUAUUUACGUCAUAUGUCAUUUCGUGCUUUAAUUUCUCCUUGACGAUCAAACCAUCGAGAUGCGCGAUCAAGACACGCAAGCUCCGCGAUGACAGUCGCUUUCGGCCAAUCGUCGACGUAAGCAUAUCGAUUCGCAUCUCGAGAUCGACCGAUAUCGGAUGAAAAAGAGACGACGAUGAGAUAACACACGUGGCUUUUUCGUGGCCGUUGGGUGUAAUUCUUGUUACAAUGAAGCUACAUACAAUUUUUAAUUGUUGAAACUGCGUACGCGUUGUCCUUUUUGUUUUUAUUUUAUCUCACUUUUACUUUACUUUAACAUUUUUAUAUUUGAUUAUGUCAACUUAUCGUACAAUAGCGUUGAUAAUUCGUCUUAACAGACGCCUGGAGUCAAUAUUGAGAGAGAGGUGACAUGCUUUUUUGCGAGUGCAAAAAUACGUCUUUUGUGGUCUUUAAGCGGUCUCUGACGAGUGUCGUCGCUUCAUCAAUGACAUCUCUUCUGGCUCUGGAUAGCAGCCAUGAAGUGUCGUCGGUCGAUAUUAAGGAACGGGUAUCUUCAUCGAAUCAGUUGGCUUGAUCAACAGCAGGCUACAUAUCCGUAAAAUUUGAUUUAACGUUCUCUGGUUUGGCGAUUGCGCGCCGCUCGUUUCGUUAUCGAUUGUUAUUCGAAAGGGUUUGCAAACGUGCAGACAGAUGGUAGCGAUUGAGCCCUCUUCUUGCAUUGAGCAAGCGCCGUUUGAAUUGAUUGUGACGGGCGACAGUCAAACAAUAAUUUCCGCUCCGCGAACCGUGCGAUGAGUGCUAAUGAAGAUUUGAGUUACGCGUUCACCCUCAGUCGCCAGUGCCUGCGAUUCCUAGGUGUGUGGCCCGAUCCAUAUGUUCCCUUGAGUGAAUUCCGUCGGCCGAACUUGAGAUACAUAUUUGUUGUGUGCAUUAUAAGCUUUUAUAUGUUCAUACCGCAAAUAACGAAUACAUUUCGUGUGUGGGGUAAUAUGACUUUAAUGGUGGAGCAAGUCGCUUCAGCGAACUUCAGUCUUAUGGCAUUCUGCAAGCUGGUCGUCACCCGGUAUCAUGGUGAAACUCUGCGAACGCUAAUGACAUCGUUCAAGACCGACUGGAUGACUUCAAAACGAAAUUGGGAACGUAAUACGAUGUUGAAAGUAGCAAGAAGUGGCAGAAACAUAUCUUUCAGCUGUUACAUAAGUCUCAUAUGCACGACCAUCUUUUAUAUCUCUUUCAAUCUCUUGAAAUUGUACCGAAACAUAUCUCAGUCCGAACGGAAGUUGGUCUACCAGUUCGAUUAUCCCUAUGACAUGCAGAAGACUACAUACUACGUGAUUACCUAUCUUGUUCAAAUUUCGGCCGGCACGUACGCGGCAAUGAUCAACUCUACCGUCGACACCUUCGUCUCGAUGCUCUUGCUGCACGUUUGCGCGCAGCUAAUUAAUCUACGAACGGCGCUCAACAACUUGGUCGAGAAGCUAGCCGAGAAAUCUAUAUGUUCCGCUAAGUAUAAGGAGGAUAUUAGCGCGACCGUCCUACGACACGAGAGUCUCAUCAGGAACGCUAAGGCAAUCGAUAACUGCUACAGCACAGUUUUACUGGUGCACAUGACGGCCGCUACUUUUCAGCUGUGUUUCCAAAGUUUUCAGGUUUACAUGAGAAUAACGGACAAGAAUCCGGAUAGCUCUACUGUUAAAAUGGCUUUCCUCAUGUUUUAUGUCAUACUCUUGUUGAUACACUUGUACGCGUAUUGUUACUCAGCUGAGAAACUCUUAACAGAGAGUACCGCAGUAGCGUAUGGCGUGUAUGAAUGCAAGUGGUACGACAUACCAUCGAGAGACGCGAAAGAUUUAAUGUUUAUCGUAUAUCGAUCUAUGAUUUCACUCAGACUGACGGCUGGGAAAUUUAGUACCUUUUCGAUUGAAAUGUUUGGGACGACGGUGAAGACGUCAAUGGGAUAUUUAUCAAUGUUGAUGGCGAUAAACAAUUAGAGGAAAUAAUAUUAGAAGUGAUUUCAUGCUAAUUCCGCAUAUAGCUAGCCACCAUUCGUUUAUGAUUAAGUUAAUUUUAUUUACAUCUACUGUAUGCAAUAUA
This is a messenger RNA of Harpegnathos saltator (Jerdon's jumping ant), 2300 nucleotides long. RefSeq names its product odorant receptor 9a-like. Gene Ontology annotation, molecular function: odorant binding; olfactory receptor activity. Gene Ontology annotation, cellular component: plasma membrane. Bases 998 to 2197 code for a protein of 399 amino acids. Lineage: Eukaryota; Metazoa; Arthropoda; Insecta; Hymenoptera; Formicidae. The transcript is spliced from 7 exons. The record is from RefSeq and is a predicted model, not a curated record. Gene Ontology annotation, biological process: detection of chemical stimulus involved in sensory perception of smell; sensory perception of smell.